Malassezia japonica is the source of this 2514-nucleotide messenger RNA. It is a transcript of the gene HOS3, whose product is annotated as histone deacetylase. Gene Ontology annotation, molecular function: histone deacetylase activity. The record is from RefSeq and is a predicted model, not a curated record. Gene Ontology annotation, cellular component: nucleus. The transcript has 2 exons. Bases 1 to 2514 code for a protein of 837 amino acids. Lineage: Eukaryota; Fungi; Basidiomycota; Malasseziomycetes; Malasseziales; Malasseziaceae.
AUGGUGUUCAUUGUGAAGCUCCCUGCGCGGGGUAGCGCGCAGCGCGAGGCACAAGAGACCAGGGAGCCCGGAAAGGAGGGCGAGUACGUAGUCAUGACGGAGGGGAUGCCGCAGCCGGCGCCUAGCAUUGUGCAGAGCGCAGCCGGCGUGCACGGCCAGGAACAGGCGCCGACCCAAGUGUUGGAUGUCCAGACGCCGACCAAGACUGGCGCGGGGGCGCAAGCCGAGGGCCCAUUGCCCAGGGCCGAAUUCGAUGCACCACAGGCUGGUGCUGUGCCUGCUACGCCCACGAUGCCGCCAAAGGCACAGGCGUCGCCGCAGCGUGCCCUCGAUAUCCUCCUCGCGCCGUCGGUGCUGCACCAUCGGUACGUGCGCGGCGUCGACAAGUCGGCGAUUGUCGAGCGCCCGGAGCGUAUCCGUGCCGUGCUGCUUGGCAUUGCCGCCGUGUACGGCCAGUGGGACAGCGGCAAGGCGCCCAAGGCCGAGACACCAGACGACCUCGCCGCGAUGCUCUCUGGCAUGGACAUGAACGUCGAGGCACCUGCUGCCGACCUGCGCCUCUUGCUUGCGACGCGCACGCUCCCUCUGGAUGCGUCGGAUCCUGCGCUGGCAUUUGUGCACGCUCACAAGGACGAGCCGGCGCAGUACCCCACGACGACCGACUUUGGCGGCAGCGCCGAGCCGCUCGGCACGUCGCACCUCGCGCGCCUCGCUCAGCUCGGGAGCAUGGCGCCACACGAGGCACCCGGCGCAUCGGUGCGCCCUCCCCGCCGUGCGCCGGUCGGCUCGGAUGGCACGUCGAGCGAUGGCGAAGGCGACGAGCGGAUGCACCCCGCCGAGAUCCCGACAGCGCUCCCUGCGGGUGACCUGUACCUGUGCGGCCCCCAUGCAUCCGGCGCAUCGGACGACCGCGACGGCGGCUCGCGCGAGGCGAUCUGCCACGCGCUCGGCGCGUCCGUCGAGGCCGUGGACCGUGUCGUGGCCGGUGCCCAAGCGUCUGUGCCCACGCUCACCUCGCUCGAGCUGCGCCCGGUGCCGAGCACCUCGCUCACAGACGCGCAGCCGCCGCGUGCCGUGCCCCACCUGCCUGCGAAACGCGCAUUUGUCCUGUCGCGCCCGCCUGGACACCACUGCAGCGGCAACGAUCCCCAAGGCUUCUGCUGGGUGAACAAUGUCGCGGUCGCUGCGGCGCACGCACAUGCGCAGCACGGCAUCGACCGAGUGAUUGUGCUGGACAUUGACCUGCACCACGGUAACGGAACGCAGACGCUCGCGUGGCGCAUCAACGCCGACGCCGUCAAGGCGGACGCCGACCGCGCCGCGCGCCUGCAGGCGCUGCGGCGGCAGACGCGCUCCGCCCGUACGGCCAAAGGCGACAAGCGCCCGGCGUGGGAGCAGUACCUCGAGGACGAGGCGCUGGUCGGCCGCCGUGCGCUGCGCAUGUGCUAUACGAGUCUGCACGACAUUGAGAGCUUCCCAUGUGAAGACGGCGACCCCGAGCUGGUGAGGAAUGCGAGCGUGUGUGUCGAAGGCGCGCACGGCCAGUGGAUUUGGAAUGUGCACCUCGAGUCGCAUCGUGACGAUACCGAGUUCGACCACCUGUACACCACCAAGUACUCUACGAUCCUCGACAAGGCACGCCGCUUUGCAGCCGCGACGCAGGCGUUUGGCGAGCGGACCAUGAUCAUGAUUUCGUGUGGAUUCGACGCGUGUACGUACGAGUACCCCGGCAUGCAGCGCCACGGCAAGCAUGUGCCCCCGGCGUUCUAUGGACGCUUUGCGAGCGACGCAGCGCGGCUCGCCGACGAGAUCGCCGACGGCAAGCUCAUUUCGCUCCUCGAGGGCGGCUACUCGGACCGCGCGCUCGCGAGCGGCGCCAUGGCGCACAUUGGCGCGCUGGCCGGCCGCCCUCACGAAGGCGGUACCGUGCCGUGGAGCUUGGAGCACCUCGCGCAGCUCGAGCGCAUGGCAAAGAAGGUCGGCGCGGCUGCGAGCCAGGCGGCGUUUACUGCGAGCGUCUCGCGGCGCCGCACGACGAGCCAUCCGGCAUGGCUCGUGCGUGCGUCCGAGCACUUUGCCGCGUUCCAGCGGGCGUGUGGCGUCGAUGCGCGGCCACUUGAAUCGCUUAAUGAGCCCGCGACGCCGCGGCAAGGGAAGAAUCUGCUGCGUGGCCUCGGCAAUGACGUCGACACGCCGACGCGCUCGGUCGCGGGUGGGCACACGCUGCGUGAUCGCACUGUGAUGCGGUCGCGCAGCCAGCACAACCUCGCCGAUGCGACGCCGGCGCGCGUGCGUGCGCGGCCGCCGAUGCCGCGCCGCGACGACGACGUCGAUUCGCCGAAUACCUCGUUCGAGACACCGAUGCAGACGCCGGCGCGGACGCAGGUGUCGCCGACGACGCCACGCAGCGAUCCGUCGCUGCUUGUGCCGGGCGCACUGGCAGUCGAGAGCGUGCCGAGCACGCCAAGCAAGGAUCCACUCGAGGAUCUGCACAAGAUGUCGCUCGGCAGGUAG